UUCGAUCAUCGAUUAUUUCAAGAUCGAUCAAUCCAGAUCUUUAUCGAUCUCCAUGCAUGAAUUUUUGUUCUCUUUCUUUUGUCUCUGUCUUUCUCCCUGUCUACAAUCGUUUCUAUUGCGAUCUAUUCAGAUAAAAAUCUUCGAUUAAUUGACUCGAAUCGGUUCAUCAUUGAUUCAAAUUUCUAAUUCUGUGGCUCAUUUAUACUUUAAUUAACUUUCUAUCGACAAAUUAUUCUUUGACAUUUAAAUUCAAUUAAUUAUUUUGAUUGUGUUGUUCACUCUAACAUCUUUAAGCAUUAUGCGAAUCUUUUAAUUUCAAAAUAAACUAUUAUAAUCUUCUAAUUGGACCUAUUCAACCUUUUUAUCUUCUGUUUAUCAUCAAUUUUUCUCUUUCCUGAUUUGCAAACCAAUUUGUCACUCGUUUGGUUAACAUAGAAUUUGAUUUCCUCUUCUAAUCUUCAAGUGACAAUUAGACAGAGAGAAUUACAGAAAAUGGCUGCAUUCGAAGAAAUGGGCAUUUUUCCCGAGAUUGGCAAAGCUGUGGAAGAAAUGGAGUGGAGUUUACCGACCGACAUUCAAGCUGAAGCGAUUCCUUUGAUUUUAGGCGGAGGUGAUGUUCUUAUGGCAGCCGAAACGGGAUCUGGUAAAACGGGUGCUUUCUGUUUACCAGUUUUACAAAUUGUUUGGGAGACAUUAAAUGAUAAAGACAGAGGUAAAUCGUCUAAUCAAACUAUAGAUAAAUGGUUGUUGGCAUUUAAAGAUCGGUCUGAAAAUCUUGUCGUUAGUAACGACGGACUCAGUUGUCAAAGUAAAGAUGCUAAGCAAUGGCAAGGAGUUCGAUCAAAUCGCGGUGUUGUCAGAGAUGCAAAAUCUAAAAACAACAAAUUCUAUUAUGAAGUCUAUUUCAAAGAACCGGGAUUAGCUCGUGUUGGUUGGGCUCUUAGUAAUGCGUCUCUUGAUUUAGGAACAGAUAAGCUCGGUUUCGGCUUCGGUGGAACUGCUAAAAAAAGUAACUCACGGAAUUUUGAAAGCUAUGGAAAAACUUUUGGUGAUCGAGGUGAUGUCAUAGGGAAUAUAAUAGAUUUUGCCGGCGAAACAAUCGCUUGGACCAAAAACGGCGAAUACCUCGGUGAAGCUUUUCAAAUUCCCAAAAACCUUGUCAAUCAGGCAUUUUAUCCUUGUGUAUGUACAAAAAAUGCAAUGGUCACUGUACGAUUUGAAAAAGCAGCUGAUGGCAAAACUGAUGCACCUCCUGGGACUACAUGGGUCUCCAAAGCACCCAAAUCUCAAUUCGUAAACAAUACCAAUAUCAGUUCAUCAAACGAUGAUAAGUCCAAAGGAUCAGGCCCAAGGGCAGUAAUUAUUGAACCAAGUAGAGAAUUGGCUGAACAAACGUUUAAAUGUUUAGAAUCGUUCAAAAAAUAUCUUCCAGGAGACUUGAGACUAUUGUUAAUUAUCGGUGGAGGUAAUGCCAAAGAACAGAUUGAUCAGAUUCGUCAGGGAGUUGACAUUGUUGUCGCUACUCCCGGAAGGUUAGAAGAUUUAGUUUUCAAUAAUGCUCUGAGUCUAAAACAAUGCAGAUUUUUCAUCCUUGAUGAAGUCGAUGGUCUCCUACAACAAGGUCAUACCGACAUAAUUAAUCGUCUUCAUGCGCAAAUUCCCAGAAUGUUUGAUGAUGGUAAAAGACUUCAGAUGAUUGUUUGUUCAGCAACUUUACAUAAUUUCGAUGUAAAGAAACUCGCAGAGAAAUUGAUGUUCUUUCCAACUUGGGUCGAUUUAAAGGGCGAAGAUUCUGUACCAGAGACUGUUCAUCAUGUCGUUUUCCAAAUCGAUCCCAGAAAAGACGAUCUUUGGAAACGAUUGAAAAAAACAAUCACCACUGACGCUGUUCAUGCCAAAGACAAGAUUAAUCCCAAUCAGCCAAAUGCUGAUACUUUAAGUGAAGCGAUCAAAAUACUCAAAGGUGAAUACACUGUUAAAGCGAUUGAUGCUCUCAAAAUAGACCAAGCAAUUAUAUUCUGUCGAACUAAACUUGAUUGUGAUAAUUUGGAAAACCACCUAAAUGAUUUAGGAGGAGGUUCUCGUCAGAAUAAAAAAUAUUCAUGUGUGUGUCUACACGGUGAUCGAAAACCUCAGGAGCGUAAGGCCAAUUUAGAAAAGUUCAAAAAAGCCGAAGUGAAAUUUUUAAUAUGUACAGAUGUAGCCGCUCGUGGUAUCGAUAUAAGAGGUAUUCCAUUCGUGAUUCAAGUAACUCUCCCUGACGAAAAAGCUAAUUAUGUCCAUAGAAUAGGUCGAGUUGGCCGAGCUGAGAGAAUGGGUCUUGCUGUAAGCCUUGUUGCUUCUGUACCUGAAAAAGUUUGGUUCCAUUCUAAUUGUGCUAGUAGAGGAAAAAAUUGUUUUAAUACAAAUUUAACGCAAGACGGCGGUUGUUGUAUCUGGUAUAAUGAAUUACAGCUUUUAGGUGAAAUCGAAGAGAGUUUGGGCUGUACAAUUUCAACAAUUGGACCUGAAUUUAAACUGGAAGUUAACGAAUUCGAUGGAAAAGUUGUCUAUGGUGAAAAACGAUCCACCGGCGGAGGAAUAAAUUACAAAACUCACGUUGAUCAAUUAGCUUCAGUUGUCAAGGAGCUUUCCAGUCUUGAAGGAUUAGCUCAAAGUCAAUUUCUAAAAAUUAAUCUACUGAAAGUCUAAGACAAUUAUCUGUAUUAAAACUAACGGUUAUCACGUUUUUUUAGUGCAGAAUUUAAAUUAAAUAAUAAAAGUGACCUUAUCGAAUGA
Messenger RNA from Panonychus citri (citrus red mite), 2778 nucleotides. It is a transcript of the gene Ddx1, whose product is annotated as ATP-dependent RNA helicase DDX1-like. Lineage: Eukaryota; Metazoa; Arthropoda; Arachnida; Trombidiformes; Tetranychidae. Bases 493 to 2691 code for a protein of 732 amino acids. The transcript is spliced from 11 exons. Gene Ontology annotation, molecular function: protein binding; nucleic acid binding; ATP binding. The record is from RefSeq and is a predicted model, not a curated record.